Messenger RNA from Notolabrus celidotus (New Zealand spotty), 2058 nucleotides. It is a transcript of the gene aamp, whose product is annotated as angio-associated, migratory cell protein. Gene Ontology annotation, molecular function: protein binding. The transcript is spliced from 11 exons. Bases 226 to 1473 code for a protein of 415 amino acids. Lineage: Eukaryota; Metazoa; Chordata; Actinopteri; Labriformes; Labridae. The record is from RefSeq and is a predicted model, not a curated record. Gene Ontology annotation, cellular component: cytosol.
AGUCUCCCAGUCGCUUCUGCAUGUGAGAAAAAACAUGGGACAGCAGAUUGACAUGUAACCCCUUUUAAUCUCAGUUUAAUGAUCAUUAAUGUGGGAUUUGUAGCUGGAAGUUGAAACGUAUCAGUCAGUGAAGACUCUAACAGUGAGGCAGCCUGACUUUAAGUGAGCUGGUUGUACUUGUGCUGUUACUUUUGGGUUGUUUUACUAGCUUUGAGUGCUAACGGCAUGGAUAACAAUGAGGGAAACGAGAUCCAGCUCCACGGAGAUGAGGAGAUUCUGGAAGUUAUCGACCUGAAUGAAUCUGAGCCUGGUCCAGAUGAUCUGGCUGAUGACUUGGAGGAUGUUGACUUUGAGGAUGCUGGGAAUGAUGAUGGAGGCUGGGAGACAGAGGAUGAGAUGGAGGCUGAGGUGGAGCAUGAUGACAGCGAGCUCACCUUCUCCAAACACACAGGCUCGGUGUUCUGUGUGAGUUUGGAUCCGGCCACAAACAGCAUGGCUGUGACAGGAGGAGAGGAUGACAAGGCUUUUGUUUGGAGGGUGAGCGAUGGAGAAGUUCUGCUGGAGUGCACAGGUCACAAAGACUCAGUGACCUGCGCCGUGUUCAGCCACGACUCCUCCAUGAUGGCGUCAGGUGACAUGAGCGGCAUGAUCAAAGUUUGGAAUAUACAAAGCAAAGAGGAGAUCUGGUCCUUCGAAGUAGGAGAUCUGGAGUGGUUGGAGUGGCAUCCCUGCGCUCCGGUGCUUUUGGCGGGGACAGACGACGGCAACAUGUGGAUGUGGAAGAUCCCAUCUGGAGAGUGUAAAACCUUCCAGAGCUCAGCGUGCCAGGCCACUAGUGGGAAAGUCCUCCCUGAUGGUAAACGAGCUGUGGUCGGUUAUGAGGAUGGGACGGUACGAGUUUGGGAUUUAAAGCAAGGUAACGCCGUCCAUGUCAUUAAAGGUCAGGAUGGACACCAGGGGGCGCUGACCUGCUUGGCCUGCAACAAGGACGGCUCCCUGGUGCUGACGGGGUCAGUGGACGGUUGUGCAAAGCUCAUCAACACCGCCACAGGCAAGGUGGUCGGCUCGUUCUCGGCUGAUGGAGGGAAAGCUAAGGGAUCGAAAGACGAGGCAGAGACUAACUCUGUUGAAUCUGUUGGAUUCUGCAACAUUCUGCCUCUGCUAGCCGUAGCGUUCCUGGAUGGGACUCUGGCCAUAUACGACCUCUCGUCACAGGUCCUGAGGAACAGGUGCCAACAUGAGGCUGGCAUCGUCCACCUGCAGUGGGAGGAGUCUUCUUCUGUGGUGUCCACCUGCUGCUUAGACGGAGCGCUACGCUUAUGGGACGCUCGUACGGGGAACAUUGUGUCAGAGUACCGUGGACACACGGCGGAGAUCCUGGACUUCGCCAUCAACAGGGAAGCGUCCAUCGUGGUGACCGCCUCAGGAGACAACCUAUCAAAAGUCUUCUGCCUGCAAAGACCUGACCGAUAAAGAAAAGAGGAAGAAGAGAACGAGAGAGUGGAGGAGGGAACAUUUUAAGAGACAUAGCAGAGACUUUUGUAAUCUACAUGUUCUCUGACUCUGGAGAACAUGUUCCUCUUCUCCUUAGGAUUUUUAAAUGUCAUUUUUUGCCACCAUCAUGAACUGUAGCAUAUAAAAAGUUAAUUUUUUGUGCUUCUUAGCAGAUAUUCAAGCUAACUCAAGCACACAACAACACAGAUAAAGAUGAGAUGUUGAUUCUUCAAAACGAGCUCUGCCUCAUUACUUUGUGCUCUGGUUCAGAGACUAUCAGAGAGAAAUUCAAAGUGUGAUGAAUAACUGUGUUCUCUGCCUUUUAAUCCUUUGCCAGAAUCCUGUAGAGAUAAACCAGGACACUGAAAAGAGAAAGUUUGGCCCUUGUUAUAAUUUGUGUGUAAUUGCUUCUCAAAGUCCUCGUUUUCCCCUCGAGUAUACGUCUUUGUGUGUGGCCUUAAAUCUCUCGGAUAGAUCGUGCAGUCACGAAUCUUCUCGCCAAUUUUCUUUCUGAUGUACGCCCAAGUGUAAAUACACAAAAUAAAUAAUAUACUUUCAUCUGGA